UGAAUGUAACCCCAAACCAUGAUUUGUCCUUCACCAAACUUGACUGAUUUCUAUGAAAAUCGUGGCUCCAUGCGGGUUCCAGUGGCUUACACUCUCACUACAAGCUAAAGCCAAAAGUUGGCAGCCCUGAUAGAGCUCUCUAAUCCAAUGUUUACUAUAACAAGUAUAUUAAAGAGCCCUAUAAUUGAAUGUCGACAGCUAUAGUAUUCUUAGCCUAAUAGUAAAAAUGAAAUGGGUAACGCUGGGUGCAAUUUAGGCUAAUUUGGCUUGCCAUACACCUGUUUCGUUUAAUUAACAUUUUAAAGAAAUACUUUUCAAGUAACAGGUGAGAAACAAUGACCACUGAAUAAGAACAUUUUGCGAUGGAUUUCGAAAUUUACCAAGUUAAAACAUAAUAAAAACAUACAACCGAAAAUGAAAAUAUGAAUAUUGUCGUGUGUUGUGGGGUAACCGGUUAGUUUGGGUCGGUUAGCAUCUGCCUGUUUGGCGCGUGCGCUCUCAAGCUCAGCCAUGUUGAGUCUCCCAGACAGACAGAAAUGUCUAUAUAUCGCGCUGAAAUGAGGAUUUUACCCUCCAGGACGAGCUGAAGACAAACAAAUCAGCAUCAGUGAGCAGUCGUCCCUCCAGACGUGCUUCUGUCUUCUGCAGACUCUUUCAUCACGUUUUUUGUGUGUGAUGUCUGGACCGGUGAAGAGUCGAGCGAGAGUUUACACUGAGGUGAACACACACCGGCCAAAAGAAUACUGGGACUACCAGUCUCACAAACCACAGUGGGGCAAUCAUGAGGAUUUUCAGAUGGUGACCAAGCUAGGAAUAGGAAAGUACAGUGACGUGUUUGAAGCCAUCAACAUCACCAACAAUGAGAAAGUAGUGGUGAAAACACUGAAGCCUGUGAAGAGGAAGAAAAUCCUGCGUGAAGUAAAGAUCCUGGAGAAUCUCCGCGGAGGACCAAAUAUCAUCUCCUUAAUUGACAUGGUCAAAGAUCCUGUGAUCAGAACACCCGCCUUAGUUUUUGAACACGUCAACAACACAGACUUUAAGCAACUUUAUCAAUCACUGACAGACUAUGACAUUCGCUUCUACAUGUUCGAGAUUUUAAAGGCUUUAGAUUUCUCUCACAGUAUGGGUAUAAUGCACAGAGAUGUCAAACCACACAACAUCAUGAUCGAUCAUGAGCACAGAAAGUUGCGUCUCAUUGACUGGGGACUUGCCGAAUUCUAUCAUCCAGGACAGGAGUACAACGUCAGAGUCGCCUCACGCUAUUUUAAAGGACCAGAACUACUGAUAGAUUACCAGAUGUACGACUAUAGUCUGGACAUGUGGAGUCUCGGCUGUAUGUUGGCCAGUAUGAUCUUCAGGAAGGAGCCAUUCUUCCAUGGGCGUGAUAACUAUGACCAGUUGGUGAGAAUAGCCAAAGUUCUUGGAACAGAUGGUCUUUAUGAUUACAUUGAUAAAUACAACAUUGAGCUGGACCCUCGGUUUAUUGAGAUUCUGGGACGACACUCUCGGAAGCGAUGGAAGAAGUUUGUUCACAAUGAAAACCAGCACUUGAUCAGUCCUGAAGCUCUGGACUUUCUGGACAAACUUCUGCGUUACGACCAUCAGACCAGACUGACGGCGCAGGAGGCCAUGGAGCAUCAGUACUUCUUCCCCGUUGUGAAGGGCCAGUCUUGUUUCGCAGGAUCCACGAAUGUGCCGUCGGUGAACACCAUGGUCAGCUCUGCCACAAUGAUCACAGGAAUCACUGCACUUCCAGCCUCAACGGCUCUAUUGCCACUGACGGGCUCCCCGAUCUUCAACAGCCUCAAUACUCCAGUGCCUGCAGCCACAGGAGCCACUCAAUGACCGCAAAUCAACCCGCCGAGGACUUCGAGACUGUUAGAUAGAGCUCGUCACUGUGUUUACCCAUAAUGCAGCAUGAGUUCAUCAGAAAACUGAAUGCACUUCAUCAUGAGAUACAUUACUGUCAUGCAUUUAGCUCAGACAAAGGUGCACAGGACAUGACUGAUAUGCAGAAACAGCGAAAUGCUGUGUAACUUUUUUUCACAAGCAUUGUCAUGCCAUUAAAAUAUAUAUAUAUA
Messenger RNA from Danio rerio (zebrafish), 2081 nucleotides. The record is from RefSeq and is a predicted model, not a curated record. NCBI's taxonomy places the organism in Eukaryota, Metazoa, Chordata, Actinopteri, Cypriniformes, Danionidae.